Messenger RNA from Drosophila ficusphila, 1675 nucleotides. Its product is annotated as synaptic vesicle glycoprotein 2B. Gene Ontology annotation, biological process: transmembrane transport. Gene Ontology annotation, molecular function: transmembrane transporter activity. Bases 51 to 1598 code for a protein of 515 amino acids. The record is from RefSeq and is a predicted model, not a curated record. NCBI's taxonomy places the organism in Eukaryota, Metazoa, Arthropoda, Insecta, Diptera, Drosophilidae. The transcript is spliced from 9 exons.
CGCAGGUUCGGGAAUGUUAAAAAUCUUAAAAGUGCUUUCAAGUGAUCAAAAUGAGUGCGGAAUCAGGCCAACAGGAUGUUGAGUCUAAGCCAAAAUCGGCUAGAGAUCCCAAUGCUGGGCACGAAUACGAGGAAGUGCUUGAAUUAAUCGGAUUCGGUCGAGUGCAGUGGAUAGUCCUUUUUGCGGCAGGACUUCUAAUUAUGAUGGUUAUAAACGAGACAAUGGGCAUGUCAUACAUCACUAUCGUGUCCCAGUGCGACUUCGAAAUGAGCUCCAUGGAUAAAGCCAUAAUGAGUGCCGCCAGUUUUAUCGGCAUAUUCUGCUCUUCCUACUUUUUGGGCUAUCUAAGCGACACUAUCGGUCGGAGGCCAGUAUUGAUAUAUACGACGAUCGCCGGGAAUGUGUUAUCCUUGUGCUCCACUGUCAUUCCGAGUUACUGGCCAUACGUUUUCCUCCGUUUCGGAGUUGGAUUUUUCAUUGCGGGAGCUUCCUCAACAACGUAUGCGUAUCUUGGGGAAUUCUUCACUCCUCGCCAUCGUCCCAUCGCCAUUAAUUAUGCUAGUCUUUUCGUGGGAAUUUCAACGAUUUAUGUACCUGCUACUGCCUGGCUGGUACUUUCAAUGAAUUGGAGUGUGGGCAUCACGGAUGACUUUUCAUUUCGCCCUUGGCGAUUGCUGACAAUUUGCUAUUUGCUGCCUGGAGUUAUUGGAACUUUAUUGUUGUGGUCUCUGCCUGAGAGUCCAAAGAUCCUGAUGUCCUUGCAUAAAACUGAGGAGGCUUUUGCGGCUGUUGACUGGAUUGCAAUAACAAAUUCCGGCAAACACUUGCAUGAGUUUAAAGUUCAUAAGCUGAAAACGGAACCGAACUUAGAUGGAGAAGGAGAAAAUAUAUUGCUUAUAUCUAAGUCUGCGUUUACCACCAUUAAGAAAAUGUGGAAGGAAACUAAGCCACUUCUGAAGAGACCUCAUCUGAUAAACUUUUUGAUCAGCUGUACUAUUAUGUGUGGUCUAUUUUUCAGUUCUUCGGGAAUGGGUCUUUGGUAUCCAGAAAUUCAAAAUCGGUUGGGCUCAAACACUGCUGAGGAUUCCAUGACAGUCUGCCAAGUUAUUGAUGCUUCGAUUGAUCAGAUGCAAGCCAAUACAACCAAUAAAAUUUGCGACGACCAUAUCAAUACCAAGAGCUACAUAGACACAAUAACCUACGGAUCUGCCCUAACUGUGGGCUAUAUUCUAAUGGGAUUGGUCAUCAAUACAAUUGGUCGCAAGGCCUCCAUUUUUAUUGGCCUUUCAUUGGCCGGAGCUUGUGCAGUUGCACUUAUCUUUAUCAAGGACGAAGUGGUGAUUGUGGUUUGCUUCUGUUUAUACCUGGUACUGCCAGGACUCUGUGUGUCGAUUCUGAGUGGUGCAGUCGUCGAUCUUGUGCCCACUCAUCUUCGAGGAAAGGCGGUCUGCAUUUGCCUCAUGUUGGGCAGAACAGGCAGCGUUUUCGGGAGUAAUAUUAUCGGAGUGUUACUGGACUAUUAUUGCUCUCUCACCUUCGGAGUGUUUUCUGGAUUUGUUCUGGUUUGUGCGAGCUUGACGCUACUGUUACCCAUAUGAAGGUUGCCAUUAGCAUUUAAGUAGUUUUAUCUAAUUUAUGUACAAAAAUUUAAUAAAGAUAUUUAUUUUUUAAGAAA